Molecule: messenger RNA, 5222 nt
Organism: Cyprinus carpio (common carp)
Lineage: Eukaryota; Metazoa; Chordata; Actinopteri; Cypriniformes; Cyprinidae
Product: cyclic nucleotide-gated cation channel beta-1-like
Exons: 39
Coding region: 7-4614 (1535 amino acids)
Biological process (GO): retina homeostasis; monoatomic cation transmembrane transport
Cellular component (GO): photoreceptor outer segment; plasma membrane; intracellular cyclic nucleotide activated cation channel complex
Molecular function (GO): intracellularly cAMP-activated cation channel activity; protein-containing complex binding; intracellularly cGMP-activated cation channel activity
Source: RefSeq, a predicted model, not a curated record
AAUAAAAUGGAGUAUACGGAUAUUGCUGAAGUGCGCUCUGGAUGGUCUCAAUCCCCACGGAAUGCCCAACCUCUGCUAAACAUUCAGAGUCUCAGGAUGUUUAACUGGGUGGUGAAGGUUGUGCCACAUCCUCCUGAUACACAGGAAGAUCUGGGGGAGGAGGCGAUCACAUCGAAUGGGAAAACAUCAAAUCGAGAUAAGUUCAGUUCAUCCAAAACAUGCAGGGAGGAAGACCAAUCAUCUCAAACAUCAAAAGAUAGUGUUCAGAGUGGUAUGUUGAACUGGAUCUCCAACGGUUUUGCAAGCACACUGCCCCAGCCCGGGAGUCCUCUUCUUACGAGAGCCAACUCUGAUGCAAAAUCGCUUCAGAAUGAAGGUUCUGUAGACAGGGCUGGAGUUAUUGGCUGGAUCUCACAGGGAAUUGGAAAAGUGGUCCCACAGCCUGAUGGGAAAUACAUACAGGAAAAGACAACAGAAUCUGAAGACGUCACAGAGGUUUAUGAGGCAAAGGACCUCCCAGAUCAGGAGCCUUUGCCACAUAUACCAGUAGUAGAACUGAUGUCAGAAGACGAGGCGUCUGAUGUGGAACCAACCGCUCAGUUCCCUCCUAAUGUAAUGAGCUGGAUAAAGAGUGGCUUCCAGAAUGCUAUUCCACACCAUGUGAACAGACCCCCAAAUUCCAGUUCGUCCACACCGAGGUCAUCACAGUGCUCAAACAAAGUUUAUUCACCUCCUCCAGAGUCAGUAACCAGCGUGACAGAGAUCGAUUCAAAAACUCCCAGUAUGAUGGGUUGGAUUGUUCAGGGUCUGGGUCUUUCAAUGCCACAACCGGUGCUUAAAAACAAAGAAGGAUGUUCGGAGGACGGGAAGAUUGUGCAAAAUGCAGGCAGUGUUCAGUCAGCUUCUGCAGACCUCGUUCUUGAAGAGGUUGACUCUGAAGAUGACGCUCAAGAAAAGGAAACAUGUCCAACCGGGAACUCACCGCCAAAUUCACAACCUCAGUCCCAACCACAAACACCGUGGUCACCAGAACAAUCUCUUCCACUGAGUGUCACCACACCCUCACAAGCACACAUAGAACUGGAGGACGCAGAGACCCAAACUGCACGAUGGACACCCAUGAUUGAGAGCAUCAGGAGAGAGGCGGAGGACACCGCUAUAUUAAUUAUGGAGGAACGGUUGAUACAUGAGCGUCUGGCGAUGGCACGAAUGGCAGAAGAGGUGGCACGUCAGACAGCAGAGAUGGCUGUCAGGGAGUUGGCACAGGCCCGGUUUGGCAUUCAGACCAUUGCAGAAGAGCCAGAUGAUGAUGAUCAAGAAUUACAAGUGCUGCAGGAAGAGGAAAGUGAUGUAGAAGUCAUACGGAAUCAAAUUGCAGAGUGUCAAGUACCUUCAGUUAAAGAGUUUGUUCCAGAAACACAAGAGGCAGAGGCUAUAGACACUGCGGUGACUGUUGAAACCCCUGUGGAGGAGUUCAAGUCCUCUUCACCUCUACAGGAGGAAUCAGAGCCUGAACCUGAGCCUGAGCCUGAGGAGCUUACGAGGAGGAGGAGCCCAGCGACUCCAGUGAAGCCGAAGAAGAACCUGAGCCGAUCACUCAGCAACCUCAAUCCAUUACCAGCACCUCUGUUUCACAAACUGAUUCACCGGUGGAGAGUACAGCUCCUGAAGAGGAAAGCAGUGGCCCUUGACAACUUCAACCAAUUCUUGAAAGACAUCGAUGUCACUUUGCCUAAAGUGCCUUCCAUGCCCAAUCUGCCCCCUACUCUCUCUCAAAUCACCCAACAGCUGCCGUCACUUCCUCCUCAACUGGCACAGCUCCCUCAACAAAUUUCCCAGCGAUUCUCCAAAAUCACCCCACAAUUCCCAAACCAGACGCUUUUUAGUGCUCCCAGCUUCCCCGUGCAGUUAUCCAGCCUCCCACAACAGCUGUCCAAAAUACCACAACAAAUAUCCAGCCUCCCGCAAAAGCCAGCAUUCCGCAGAAGAUCUCCAGCAUUCCACAGUGUGCCCAGCAGUGCUACUCUAACAUUCAGAGCCGGCUCAACAAACUUAAGCCGGAACAGGAUGCCCAAGGAGCAACCACAGAAGACUAGGGAUCUGGAGUUGGACCGUCUUGUUCACCAGUCCCCACUCCAUUCCCCCCGUACCCCUUCACCCUCUUCCCCAAGCUCUGUUCUAGACCUGCCCAAUGUGCCCUCUUACCCCCGUCUGCCACCCAUCACCCCUUCCAGGCAGUUGUCAGGUGUCCCCAACCCUGCCUUCCACAUUGAGGACGACCCCACCUCUGCUAGACCCACAGUGAGCUCUACACUGAGUGUGCACCCGGCCGUGAAUGUGGAAGAUGUUGACUCCGACCAAGGGAAAGUAGGAAGGAGAUCCCGUCCCAUACCACCAAUAAUAAACCCACAGGACCCCAACCUCAAAACCCUCACUGUCCCUGGUGCCCGUAAAGCUAACCGGACAAGUGUAUGCAGAGACAGACAACCACAGACAGUUUGGACCAAGAUCAAGAGACUUUACUCACAAGAUGAUGAGGAAGAGGAGGAAUUAGAAACUGCAGUCCGUGCCUGGCCAAGCCAGAGUACCACCUCGAGCGCAGAUGAUGGGCUAAAUCAACGGCCAGCCUCUUCAGCCAGCCAAACUAGUAAUGUAGUAAAUGAGAGGUUACAGGAGCUGGUCAAGCUGUUCAAAGAGAGAACAGAGCGAGUCAAAGAGAAGCUGAUUGAUCCAGAUAACUCAGAUGAUGAAACACCACCUGCCUCCCCAGCUAAGCAAGCUCCAGUUCCUCCUCCUGAACCUCCAGCAGAGCAGAAACCAGAGCAGGAGGCGGCCGAGGCCCCUGCUGAGAAAGAAGAGGAGAAAACAAAGCUCCUGUGCCAUAAAGUGAAACCUCGGUCCAGGAUUGGUCGGCUUCUGCAGUACCGUUUUCCAUCCAGCAUUGACCCUUUCACUAGUCUGAUCUACGUGCUUUGGCUGUUUUGCGUGUCUUUGGCGUUUAACUGGAAUGCGUGGAUGAUUCCUGUGCGUUGGGCAUUUCCAUAUCAAACACCGGAUAACAUCCAUGUGUGGCUGUUGAUUGACUACUUAUGUGAUGCCAUCUAUAUACUGGACAUCCUGGCCUUUCAACCCAGACUGCAGUUUGUGCUUCAUGGGGACAUUGUGACUGGCAAGAAAGAGAUGAGAAAUAAUUACAUCAAAGCUGUACGAUUCAAGCUGGAUGUGGUCAGUCUGCUUCCUCUGGAGCUUCUGUACUUCAAAACAGGGAUUAAUGCACUUCUCCGCUUACCCAGGAUCCUAAAGUUUAUGUCUUUCUUUGAGUUUAACAAGCGUCUGGAAGCUAUACUGACCAACGCUUACGUCUACAGAGUUAUUCGAACCACCACCUACCUACUGUAUGCCGUCCACUGCAAUGCCUGUCUGUACUACUGGGGCUCUUCAUUUGAAGGUCUGGGUUUCUCAGAAUGGACCUAUGAUGGGACAGGCAAUAGUUAUUUUCGCUGCUACUACUUUGCUGUGAAGACUUUGCUGACCAUUGGUGGCCUGCCAGAACCCACAACACUUUUUGAGAUUGUGUUUCAGCUCAUCAAUUACUUUAUUGGAGUGUUUGUGUUCUCCAUCAUGAUUGGUCAGAUGAGAGACGUUGUUGGUGCAGCGACUGCGGCUCAGACAAACUAUCGUGCCUGUGUGGAUAACACAGUGAAGUACAUGGCUUCCUACCGCAUCCCUAAAGAUGUGCAGAACAGAGUGAAAACCUGGUACAGCUACACCUGGCAGUCCCAAGGCAUCCUGGAUGAACAAGAGCUACUAGAUCAACUACCUGACAAGAUGAGGCUGGAUAUAGCCGUGGACGUCAGCUACAACAUUAUCAGUAAAGUGCCACUCUUCCAGGGCUGUGAUAGACAGAUGAUGUUUGACAUGCUGAAGAGUCUCAGAUCAGUGGUGUACCUUCCUGGAGACUAUGUCUGCAAGAAGGAUGAAGUGGGCCGUGAGAUGUACAUCAUAAAGGCAGGAGAAGUCCAGGUAGUCGGUGGCCCUGAUGGAAAGACAGUGUUUGUGACCCUGAAAGCAGGAGCUGUGUUUGGAGAGGUCAGCUUGCUUGCUGUGGGUGGAGGAAACCGGCGGACAGCUAAUGUCGUAGCACGUGGUUUUUCUAACCUUCUCAUCUUGACCAAAAGGGACCUGAAUGAGAUCAUGGUGCACUAUCCAGUGUCCCAGAAACUGCUGCGCAAGAGAGCAAGGAAAAUGUUAAUGAAGGAUAAAAAGCCUGCUGAGAAGAAAGAGGAAGAAAAGGAGCCCAUCUCGAUUAUUCCUCCUCGUGCCGAGAUGCCCAAACUGUUAAAAGCAGUUCUGGAGAUGACAGAGAAAUCAGGAAUGAAAGGAACAUGGUCCAAACUUAAGGAUAGGAACAAUAGAUUGAGUGUCUCCUUGCAGCACUCCAUCUCUUCUUCUGUGGCACCCAACUCACCAGUCCAUGAACCGUUCUCAGAUCAAGAUGCAGAAACUCUGUCUCAGAUAUCAGACACCUCAAUGCAAAUCCCCACAACCCCCACCAGCGCUGGAGACGGGAAUGUAUUUGCUGAAGAGGGUUCAGCGGAGGAGGAAACUAAAUAGCAAAGAAGUAAUCCAGUGGCAGAUAAAGCAGCUAUGAAGUAACCCAGACAGCUGAGACUAUCAAAAUAAUUAGCAGGACACUGUUGUGUUCAGUGUUUUGCUUCUGAAAUGGGUCAUGAGGUCAGGUGAACUCAGGAAUGCACAAAACUGUCUUCUCGUUUAGUUUUCUCAUUCAGAAUAUAUAUAGUAAUAUAUAUAUAUAUAUAUAUAUAUAUAUACAGAAUAUAUAUACUAAUGAUACAGUAAUAAGCAGAAUAUAACUUCUCAUACAUCAAUAAGCUAACAUAGUAGCAUAAACCAUGAGGUCAACCCAGGAUGUCUGGUUGCUUUUAGCUUUGGUCUUUGGUUUGAUAAGUGCCUUAAUAAACCCUAAACACUGCACUGUACACACCCUCAGUGCUCACUGCUAUAUGACCUCAUAUAUUUUUAGCAUUAUGUAGCAUUUCUUCCCAGUUUUACAAAGUAUAUCCCAGUGUCCUGAGGGUUCACUGAUUUUCAGCUGUCUGGCCUGUUUGAAGCACAGUAGGUCUAAACUAAAGAUGUUACAUUAAUAUGAUAUGCACAACUACUUUGUAACAUUUUCUCUGAAUAAACUGCAUCUUUUGGAA